Messenger RNA from Pelobates cultripes (western spadefoot toad), 34797 nucleotides. The record is from the annotation of a GenBank genome assembly. Lineage: Eukaryota; Metazoa; Chordata; Amphibia; Anura; Pelobatidae.
CUUUGAUUGUGUAACUAAGAGUGUGAGAGAGCGGAAGCGAGGCUCGGAGGGGAGAGCGAGCGAGCGGACCUGUCCCAUCACAUCCACCAGGAUCCGUCUGGUAGGAGCCGGAGGUAACGCAAGGCAGCACUGACCCCCCCCCCCCCUCAUUACCAUGUGCUCUUAUGGAGUGUCUAAUGCUUGUUACUGAAUGACAUUAAUAUAUAUGGAAAUUUAAAGUAUUCCAUGUUCGCAGGUCUGUUCCAAGAUAUGAAUAUUAAAUGUAACUAUACCUUUCAAGGUAUCAGUGUGACAGUAUAAGGUAUCAGUGUGUGACAGUAUAAGGUAUCAGUGUGUGACAGUAUAAGGUAUCAGUGUGUGACAGUAUAAGGUAUCAGUGUGUGACAGUAUAAGGUAUCAGUGUGUGACAGUGUAAGGUAUCAGUGUGUGACAGUGUAAGGUAUCAGUGUGUGACAGUGUAAGGUAUCAGUGUGUGACAGUAUAAGGUAUCAGUGUGUGACAGUAUAAGGUAUCAGUGUGUGACAGUAUAAGGUAUCAGUGUGUGACAGUAUAAGGUAUCAGUGUGUGACAGUAUAAGGUAUCAGUGUGUGACAGUAUAAGGUAUCAGUGUGUGACAGUAUAAGGUAUCAGAGUGUGACAGUAUAAGGUAUCAGAGUGUGACAGUAUAAGGUAUCAGAGUGUGACAGUAUAAGGUAUCAGUGUGUGACAGUAUAAGGUAUCAGUGUGUGACAGUAUAAGGUAUCAGUGUGUGACAGUAUAAGGUAUCAGUGUGUGACAGUAUAAGGUAUCUGUGUGGCAGUAUAAGGUAUCUGUGUGGCAGUAUAAGGUAUCUGUGUGGCAGUAUAAGGUAUCUGUGUGGCAGUAUAAGGUAUCUGUGUGACAGUAUAGUGUGACAGUAUAAGGAAUCUGUGUGACAGUAUAAGGUAUCUGUGUGACAGUAUAGUGUAACAGUAUAAGGUAUCUGUGUGACAGUAUAGUGUAACAGUAUAAGGUAUCUGUGUGACAGUAUAGUGUAACAGUAUAAGGUAUCAGUGUGACAGGAUAGAGUAACAGUAUAAGGUGUAAGUGUGACGGAAAGCUAAUAAUAAUAUUACAUCAUAACAUUUUCAGAACGAUAAUGUGAUAGUGAACGUAACGCCUUAAAGUAAUACAAUAGUGUUAGGAAUACAAAGCUGUGUCCCCCACUGAUCCACCCACUUCCCAUGCGGCAAAUAAAUGGUUAAAACUUUCUUUAAAUUUUUUUAACACUUGGUUCCAGUGCCGAGGUCCCCAUUCUCUGAAGUCAGCCGACGGGGGAACCUACUCCGCAUGUAAAGUAAAUCACUGCUUUCCUAUGGGGAUUGAGAAGGUGGAUCUCCUGCAAAGUGUGAGGACAUACAGCGCUGUUUCACUGAGUCAAACUCUGUACAAGGCCAGGAAGCUCCUCUAGUGGCUGCAGAGCUAUAAAGACAAGGACAUAGCACCUAGACCACUUUAAUGAGAUGAAGUGGACUGAGUGCCUGUAGUGUCCAUUUAAAUCCCAUCUAAUUUUCUCCUUGGAAUAAAAAAAGAUGCUAAAAUAAUUACAGUGGAACUGUCACUACACACAUCCCUAUGCGUUUAUUUUUCUAAAAUUAUCAGGUUAUUUCCAUGGCACGUCUGACUGUCCAGGACAUGCCACAGGAUUGCUGUAAACACAUGUACUAUUAAGGCAGAUGUCUGAGCAUGACCAGGGAAUUGUGGGGCAACAAUGUUGCGCUGAUUGUGGAAGUGUUGCUUUGGUGUGUGUGUUUUUGGUUUUUUUUUUCUCUCUCUUCUCCAGCACAGUUAAAGGAACACUAUAGUCACCUAAAUUACUUUAGCUAAAUUUAGUGUAUAGAUCAUUCCCCUACAAUUUCACUGCUCAAUUCACUGUCAUUUAGGAGUUAAAUCACUUUGUUUCUGUUUAUGCAGCCCUAGCCACACCUCCCCUGGCUAUGAUUGACAGAGCAUGCAUGAAAAAAAAACUGGUUUCACUUUCAAACAGAUGUAAUUUACCUUAAAUAAUUGUAUCUCAAUCUCUAAAUUGAACUUUAAUCACAUACAGGAGGCUCUUGCAGGGUCUAGCAAGCUAUUAACAUAGGAGGGGAUAAGAAAAUCUUAAUUAAACAGAACUUGCAAUAAAGAAAGCCUAAAUAGGGCUCUCUUUACAGGAAGUGUUUAUGGAAGGCUGUGCAAGUCACAUGUAGGGAGGUGUGACUAGGGUUCAUAAACAAGAGGAUUUAACUCCUAAAUGGCAGAGGAUUGAGCAGUGAGGCUGCAGGGGCAUGUUCUAUACACCAAAGCUACUUCAUUAAGCUAAAGUUUUUCAGGUGACUAUAGUGUCCCUUUAACUGCAGUAAAUACUCCAAUGAGGUUUACUGGCUUGAGGGAAUGAGCGUCUGUCAUUUUCAGAAAAUUGACCGUUCCACAUUAAAGGACCACUAUAGACACUCAGACCACUUUAGCUCAAUGAAGUAGUCUGAGUGCCAAGUCUCCCUAGUUUUAACCCUGCAGCUGAAAACUUAGUUUCAGAGAAACUGCUAUGUUUACAUUGGUGGGUUAAUCCAGCCUCAAGUGGCUGUCUCCCUGACAGCCACUAGAGGCGCUUCCGUGAUUCUCAGUGAGAAAAACACAUUGAACUCAUGUAGUGUGAGUUCAAAUCCCCAUAGGAAAGCUUUGAGUAAUGCUUUCCCAUGGGCAGUAUGACUGCGCACGCACCUGCGCAUUUGGCUCCACUCGGGAGCCAACGUCGGCAGGGGGAGGAGAGGUCACCAGAGUCGAGGGAGCCUGGCGCUGGAUUAAGGUAAGUGGCUAAAGGGGUUUUAACUAGUAUAUUGAAUUCAUAGGGGAGAGAGAAAUGGAGAAGUAUGUGUAUGUGUAUAUAUAUAUAUGUAUGUGUGUAUAUAUAUAUAUAUUAUAUAGAGAGAGAUAAUUGCGCCAGAUUUAUUGAUUACCAUUAAUCUGGUGUACGGUGUUUCAAUUAAUCUUAUGUUCAGGAAUGUAAUAUGGGAAUACAAUACAAUAUUUGCAAAAUAAGGGUGAGUAAUGCAAACUAAAUCUAUCUUGUUUCUUUGUCAGCAUUGAAAUUAUGUAUACUUUCUUGUAUUCUGUUUAGUUUUAUAACUGCUGUCUAGCAUUUUUAUAAUUGUUGUGUUUAUGCUGGCUUCUGAUUUUGGGGCAUGUCAUUCAAUUUCCACAGAAUGCCUGGGGAGGUACCCCCUACAGCAGAACACCCAGAAACAUCGGGUAUGGUAGAUCCAGAAGGCAACCAUGAUGCUGGUGGUUCGACAUCCAACUCUGCACACCCCUCUGUUGGUGCUCACGGGGACAUGGCACCACGAAAAGUUCAGUCUUUGUUUCAGAUCAACCGCCAGGACAUUCAGGCUGUGGACUCAGAGCAGCAAGCAUUGGAAUUGCAGGGCUUGGGACUGGCAGUAUACGACCAGGAGGUGUUAGAAGCUGGAGUACUGCAGCAAGUAGAUAAUGCCAUCAAUGCAGCCAAUCAAGCUGCCCAGCUUGCAGAAGCCGAGAAGGAGCAACAUGAACUCUUGGACGAACUUCGGUGAGAAGAGUUUUGUUUAGAACAAAAAUCACCAAACAUUUAAUUCUUUUGGUUCUUAGGUUUCCUACAGCAUGGUUAAUGGGUUACUCCAACCUAAAACCUGCAUUUUAAUAAAAUACUGUUUUUUUUGGCUGUGAUUACUCGCACAUUCUGAAGAAGUACGGAUGUCGCAGAGACAUGCUGUGCCGCCAUUGGAGGGUUUUAAUGCACAGAAUUGCACCUCUGCCAGCAAAGCUAAUUAACUCUGCAUGUGUAAUGUUUAUUACUGGAACUCUGCACAUACAGACUGCAAGCACUGUGACCACUUCAAAGAACUGAAGUGGUCUUGGUAUUUGGAGAAACCCUUUAUGGAAGAUUAUUAUGAAAUUGUAUAUACAUAUAUUUAUGCAAACAUCUCUGUACUUAGAUGGCUAAAAUGUCCAACUUAGAAAAAAAAAAUCUGUCAGUUGUGCUCUCAAGUUGGCCAAAUAAACUUUGUAAUGUAUUUUAAAUUACUUAUAAUUCACACUUUAAUUUGUAACGCAGAAUGAGGGUGUGUUUCUGUUUAAGUUGGCCGAAAGAAGAGUUGACUUUGCACAUACUGCUUUAAGUCAGGCAUUUAGAGGCAGUUUUCAGUCUCUCCUAAAACAAAAACAAACCCAUAGCCUGUUUGUGGAAAGCCUGUGUAUUUAUACCUGAUAUGUUGUCCAAGACUAGCCAUAGCAUACAGUACCACCCACUAAUAUUGGUACCCUUGGUAAAUAUUCAAAGUCUGUGAAAACUUUUUUAUCUUUUGUUCUACACAAAACUACACAUCAAACAAUUGCAAACACAACAUAGGUUUAUCCAUAAUAAAGAAACACUUUGCUAAAUGUGUUGCACGAUUAUUGGCACCCAUUUAGUCAAUGCUUUGAGCUACCUCUGUGUGCCAAGAUAACAGCUCUGAGUCUUCUCCUGUAAUGCCUGAUGAGGUUGUUACAAGGGUUCUGAGACCAUUCUUCAAAUCUCAAGGUCGAUGCUGGUGGACUCUUCUGUUCACCAUACAGGUUUUCUGUGAGGUUCAGGUUAGAUGACUUGGAUGGCCAAGGCAGGACCUUGAUUUUGUGGAUCUGUAAACCAUUUUUGUACUGAUUCUGAUGUAUGUUUUGGAUCAUUGUCUAGCUGGAAGAUCCAACCAGGGACCAUUUUAAGCUUUCUGGCAGAUGUAGUCAGAUGUUCAUUUAAUAUCUGAUAUUCCCUGUCCAUGAUGCCAUGUAUCCUAACAAAAUGUCCAGGUGCUCUGGCAGAAAACCAGUCCGAAAACAUAAAAGAUAAAACAUUAAAGAGCCACCAUUAUAUUCAACUGUGGGCAUGAAUUAAGUACUUUUCCAUAUGGCUACCUCUUUGUGUGUGCCAAGCCCACCUGUGGUGUUUAUUGCCAAAAGGCUCUGUUUUGGUUUCAUCUAAACAUAGAACCUGGUUCAACAAUCAAGACACUUUUUUUCAUAGCCUUCUUUGUUCAUAUUUACCAAGGGUGCCAAUAUUAGUAGACUGUAUCUGCAUGUGGAAUGCAAGUUGGUGUCAACAAGAGAUUAUUUGAUACAUAACAAAUUUUAUUAAAUUGAAAACUGAAUUGCAAAAUGUAGGCUAAAGUAGCCAAGUUAUAUCUAUAGCUGAGUUUGCAUUUUUUUUCCCCCCAACAGGGUUAUUUGUGAAUAUAUAUGAUUUGGAAAUAUUCUCCUACAGAGCUAUAGUCAUAGCUCAGCUAGUUUAGCCUGAAUUGGAUUUCGAUUCUCUACAUUUCAUAGUUUAGUUUAGCCCUGAAAGUAUUCUAAUGAUCUAAGUGUGUUUCUGGUACAUGGCAUGCACGAUCUCAAAUUUUGCAUUCCACUUUCCGUAUGUUCCAGCCCUGUGCUGAAUAACCAGCUUUAUGAUGCACAUCCAUUUUCACUUACCAUAGUGUAGAUGUUCUGAGGCAGUUCCUGCUAGUAUAAAUACCUGAGAUUUGUGGUAUCUGCAUGAGGACAUAAUGUACGUCUUCAACUGGGACUUUUUCCGGUCGUACUGUGAGGGGGAAAAAGUAUUUAGUCCUCAGCUGAUUUUGAACGUUUGUCCACUGACAGAGAAAUAAUAAGUCUAUAAUUUUAAUGUUAGGUGUAUUUUUUUUCAAAUUUGAAAUUUUCAUUUGUUUUUGAAAACAUAUAAAUAGGCAACAUUAAAAAUCAAUUACAUAUCACAUGCAUUAUUUGAAGUUAAAGUGCUUGUUUAUACACGAAAUACAUAACACAAUUCAUGUAGUGUUGUUGUACAUACUUAAAUGACUAUAAUUCUAUUAUAGAAAUUUAACAUGAAUUGAAAGCUUAUAUUCUUCAGAAAGAAAUAAACAAAGUUGCAUAGAAAACAUAUAAGACAAACAUAAUAUUACAUUAUGCGAAAGGUACAAAUAUUUGUAUUUUUGUACCUCCAUUUUUUUUUUUAAUUCUAUCUCACUGUUAAAAUACACCUACCAUUAAAAUUAAAGCUUAUCAUUUCUUUGUUAGUGGGCAAACAUUCAAAAUCAGCAGGGGAUCAAAUACUUUUUUCCCUUCACUGGAAUCCUGAAUGCUUUUUCAUGUAUACUUUAAUCAGGGGUGCAAUUUCAGCACCAUUACCACUGCAGAUAAAGGUAGUGUUUAUGGUGCUGUGAUUCUUUCAGGAUGUGUGUGUUCAGGCUUGCUAUUUUUGGAGUAUACAGAUAUUUGCAUAACAUAAUUAGCAGUGAUCUGGUGUGAAUUAUUAUUAUUUUUUUUUCCUCCCCACUCACUUGAUUAGACUUAAUCACAUGUCUUGUCACCUUGCACAUUGGUCCAGUUUACAGGGAAUCAGUUUUUCAUAUCACUAUAAUCAGCUAGUUCUUUGGAAUAAAUAACUUUGGUAAUUCUUAUUUUCAAUUACAGCUCAUGUGUCACUUCUUUGCGACAAAUUAAUAAGAUCAUCGAUCAGCUCACACCACAAGCUGCCACCUGCAAAGAAAUCGGUCGUAAGCUUGACUCUGUGAAAAGACAGAAACAUAACAAGGUCAGUCGCCCUAGUCACUGUGUUUGUUGUCUUUCUGUUUAUCUCAGAACUCAUGUAGCAUGUGUCAUGCCAAGGGUGCAUAAUUCAUUGUUGCACUAUAGAAUAUUACCAUUUAAUGGAAUUUAUGUAUUGCACAUAUGAAUUGGCCACAUGGCAGAGGUCAGAUGACAGAACGGGUAAUGUAAAUUGCUUAAGAAUGUGAAAGGGGGCAGAUGGUUUACCAUAUAGAUUGAUCAUUUGAUUAAUCGAAGGCUCUGGAAGAUGUGAGAAGUCACACAUAAGUGGCCUGGAAGUAUGGUUUAAAUAUAAACUAACUCUCUAAAUUGCUAUAUGUCUUGAUUCCCUCUUAGAUAAUGGGGGUCCUUUGAUUUGUUAAUGACCAUUAGCCUUGUGUUCCAGUAUCAUAUCCAAAAUAAACAUUAUCUCUUUUAUAGGCUUUAGUGGAUCCCUAUUUAUUUACAGUUUUUUGAGCUGCCUUAUGCCAGUCCUACUCCCUCACUCCUGUGUAACACAUUAGGUGUACCAGAUCCAACUAUCUCUAUUAAUUAUUACCCACAGAUUAAUAAGUAAGCCUCAUUUUAUUAUAUUUUGGGACAAGCACAAUCUUCUAAUCAAGCCCAAACAUGAUUUGCGUAACUUUACCAUAGGGGAAGGGAUUGGGAUGUCCGCUAUAUUGGGUCACAAGUAAGGAGUGUGGAAUAUCUAUGGAAUGGGAAAAUGGUAACAUUCAUAGAGGAAAUUAUUUCUGUGGCAAGUACAUAAGAGGAGAUAGAACAACAGGGGGUGGUCAUUUAUAGUUACAAAGCUUUCCCAUUGGAUUGGCUGAGAUUGUUAGUUAUGAGGCACUGAAUGUAGCACUGCAUCAGAAAGCACCUCUGGUAGCCAUCUGAGGAGUGGCCACAGGAGGUGUCCCUAGGCUUGAAUGUAAACACUGCCUUUUCUCUUUUAUCAGCUGAGUAAUCUCCUUAGUAGAAAAACUAGUCAAAUAUUUAGUUCACAUGUUUACUUACAAUAUAAAGUAUGCAUGUUGGUGCAUAUCUUGCUGUUUUUAUAUAUUUUCUAUUAUUUCAGGAGCAGCAGCUCAAGAAAAUUAAAGCAAAGCAAAGACGCCUUAGAGCAAUUUUGGGGGGCAGCCAGCAGGAUAUCGAUCAUGAAGAAGGACUUGAAGGAGAACCAGAGGAUGGUGAGUUUGCGACGGGAUGCAUCUGCUUUAAUGAUCAGCACCACUGUCUGCUUCUUUCUGAGUAUAUCCUGGGGUUCAGAUGUUCUUGCCAAACCCAAUGGCAUAAAUUACAAAUAUGGUAUGUUAGACCGUCACAAAAACUGUGCAAUACCUGGAGAGAAUAAUUAUAGAAGGAAAGACGAAAAAAACUGAAUGAGAUGGAGGGGAAAGGAACCAAUCUGUGGUGUAUAUCAGUGGCAAGUAGAACAUUCAAGCAUCAGUUUGGACAAUAUUUAUACCAUGGUACCCAGUCAUGAGAGUCAUACAUAUUUAGUAUAAAUUAAUGCUAUAUUUUAAUUGUACUCUGAUGUUCAAUUUACAAUUAAUUUUAUUUUUUAAAAUUUUUAUGUUUAAGCUGUAUUAGAUUUAAAGUUGAAGUUGGUUUUUUUUUGUGUUUUUUUCUAGCUUCUGUGACAUGUCAACAGUUUGUACAGUAUAAUCACCAAAAACUGUUAUAUGUAAUUAUCACAUUUGUUUUCCAGAUGUACCAACUACCUCUUUGGGAAGUAUGUUGAUGCCAUCUCAAGAGUCUGAAUGGGAAGAAUUGAUUCGUACUGGACAGAUGACACCAUUUGGCACCAAGAUCCCUCCAAAAGAAGAGCGCAAGCCUCGAAAGCUGAUGUUGAAUGAAUCGUCAGACUUUGAAAAAUACCUUGCAGAUCAGGCAGAGAUGGCAGCCCAAAGGAAGCGUCCAAUGACUCCUAAAAAAAAGAAGGAUCCUGUUAUCUGUAAAAGCACGUUAGAAAUGUCAGUAGGGAAGAAGAAAGUUGCAUCACCACCAGCAGAUAAAAGGUUACAAAAAAGAAUGAGAAAGCUGCAAAAGAAUGCCUUCCAUACCCAGUUUCGGGCAGGAAUUCCAUGCAAAAAGUCCUUUCCCCCUCCUAAAGAUGGCAACCAAGGAGAUGAGAGUGAGGGAUCUGUAUACACUCCUGAGGAGAGAGAGGAGAGCAUGGAGGAGGAUUGGCUUCCUGAUGGGCCAGAAUCUGACUACGAGCUGAAACCAUUGGUGCCGAAAGCAGGGGUAAAACGGCCAAGAAAUAAGGGCGUGGACCCAGAGUUCCUUCCAAGCUCUGAAGAAGAUGAGGAAGAAGGAAUCUCAAACUCAGGGAAAAAAAGACUUUACAGAGACGAUGGCAAUGUCAAAUUGUUCAAACAACGAUUGAGGUAAGCAUCGUGUUGGUGUUUUGUGUUGUUAUGGAAUUCUAUUGAGGCUUAUAUAUGUUAGGAAAACAUAGUUUUUAGUGUUUUUGCACCUAUUAUCUUUGAUUUAAGACUCAUUUUUGAUAGUUAUGAACAUAUACACUUAGCAGGCUUAUUGUCUUUGUGCUGGACUUUGAAGGACAUUCAUAAACUGUUUAAACAAGACAUCCCUUGUCAUAAUGAUGCUGUAUGUCAUACAUUGGUUUGUUCUUUUUAUUGUUAACAUUCAUUUUAACAAUAGUGAAAAGGCAUAGAAUCAGAAUGUAGUAAACACUGUUUAUAUUCUUGUCUGCAUCUAACUGCUACUCAAACACACCGUUUCCUUUUCACAACCAGUCUUCCUACAUCCACCCCUGAAGACUUUUUUCCAAAUGGAAAAUAGCUUUUCUUAGUCUCCUUACUUUACUGGUUUGAAUGCUUUUUCUCAAUUUUCAUUGCAUAGUUUCAAAUCAAAAUAGCUGGAGUCAUUGCAGAUUCACAACAUGAAUUAUGCAAUCUAAUUUAAUUAUGUGUCAUGUAGUUAUGCCAAACCUUACCUUUGAUAACAUGUUGGAGCUUUCCACUGUAUGUAAUUACUUUUACUGCAAAAUGCAUUCUGGGACAUCAACAAAAUACACAGCCAGUGUGUUGCGAAAGCGCCUCAUACUUCCCCUUUUGUAGAGUAGUGCUAAUUGGAACUUGAAUGGCAUUGCGGUGAAAGCAGGGAUAAGAAUUGGUUCUUUACAUUGUAAUGUAUUUGUCAGUAGGAUAGGUAGUAUGUUUUAUAGUGGCAGGUCAAUGGUAUUAUGGUUACAUGAAAAGCGCCCAAAUGCCUCUAGUGAAAUACUGUGGAGCGUCCUGUUUCCAUAGAUACACUUUGUGUAGGAGUAGUUAAAAUUGGUAAGCUACUGUAAAACUCCAUGUGAAAAACUGGUGCAGUAAACAUUGGGAGCUAUAAUGGAUAUAUCUCAUGUCUGUCCCAUAAAAUUAGUAAAAACCUUUGAUCCGUGUGCUCUGAGAAGGUACAGGAACUUACCAAAGCUGUGUAAAAUAGCUACAACCACAGACAUAUUCAGCUCAGUUAGAGUUGUAGCUAUCUAGACCCAGUUAAACAAGGGUCCAUGUCAUAACUACCUAUUAGAUUUUGGUAGAUCCUAAGAUUAUGUAACUAAGCUAAAAAAGAACCGUGGUAUUACAAAGGGUAUUUUUCCACCUCAGAUUUGUACAAUCAUACGAACUGCCGCAAUAUAUUGUCUUUGUAAGAACACAUUACAAUGACACUCUAAGCACCAAAGUGAGUACAGCUUAAUGUAGUGGUCUUGGUGCCUAUGUGCUCUCCCUGCAGGCUGACAAAUGUCAUGAGCAUUUUAGAGAAACAGCAAGGUUUAUGUUUUUAGUCAGUAUGCCUCUAGUGGCUGUAAAUCAGACAGCUACAGGUACUUUAAAGUGAAACCUUUAAAUAAUGAAGCAGAACACAGUUAAAUGGACACUAAAGACACCCAGCCCACUUCAGCUCAUUUAAUAAACUGCAAUAAUUACCAGACAGCCAUUAGAGGGACUUCUGGGUCUUUAGGCGGCUUUUGGUCACCUAAAUGAUGCUGUAUGUCCUCAAGCUAUGCAUUUCCUGGCACUAUAGUUUCCAUUUAAGUCUUCCCAUAGAGGACCAUUAUAAUGCUUCUCUAUAAUGACCGCUGAAUAAGGAGAAUCGGUGGCAAGACCAGAAUACCACUAGAUGAGUAGUUUAACGUAUGACAAUUAAAUAAAUAUAAUUUUAUAACAUUACAGUGUUUCUUUAUAUGGAUCUGUGCUCAGAUUUAUGGUAACUGGAGGAAAAGGAAAUACCUCUAAAAGUGUAUUUAUAAGACCGUUUCCAGGCACAUCUCUUGUCCUCCAGGGGUGCAUAUGGGUGGGUUGUCGAAAUCAGUUGUAUGACGCUUGGUUGUUUUGAAGUUUAGGUAUUUGAUAGAUUUGUUCCCUAAAUGUUUUGAUCAUUGCUAUCUGUAUUCUCCUUACACCAGGCAUUGGCAAAAACAGCGUACCAAGGAGAUGGAACAGCGGGCUGCAGACAAUGAGUCAGAAGACAGUGAUGUGGAGUUUGAUGAAGGUUUCAGAGUUCCUGGUGACCUCUGGAAGAAGUUGUACAAGUACUGCUCUCUGUAUUUUCCUUAAACAACAAAAAGAAAACCUAUAAUGCCACAUUUGUAUCAAGAUACAUAAGUAAUUGAAGUUCUCUGGCUGCCUCUUUUACAGAUAUUACAAGGCCCAUUGUAACGCUGUCGCACCAUAACCUGCUUCAUCUUGAAAGCUGUCUUUUCAUAAUUCCAUGUUUGUUUUUUCUUUACCUAUAUACUUUAAUUUAUUCAUAGUUUUUAAAUAAUUUUAAAUAGUUUCUGAUGUUGUACCAUUUCAUGCAGUGUAUCUGAAUUGUCUGACCAUUGUCACUGAUUCUUCUUUUUCUUUAUUUUCAACUCUGUUGCAUACUGUACUUCAUUCCUGUCCUUUUUCUUCUCUCCUACAGGUACCAGCAAACAGGUGUUCGGUGGCUCUGGGAGCUGCAUUGCCAGCAGGCAGGGGGCAUUCUGGGAGAUGAGAUGGGAUUGGGUAAAACCAUCCAGAUAAUUGCCUUUCUGGCAGGGUUGAGCUACAGCCGGAUGAGGACGCGGGGCUCUGAUUACAGGCAAGUGGCUGCUCUGUCGACUGCCAGUCUGAGCCACCCAUGAAUAUUUCAUCAGCCUGAUUACAGGGAGGGGGCGUGCCUGCUGAAUUAUUCACCACAUUUCAAUUAGAUAGUUUCUUUAAUUCAUUUAGUGAAAGGGGGGUUGGUGCUUUAAAGUCAGUUUGUGACAGAGAGGGGAGCUGCAGGGCAAGGGAAAUUAAAGAGCUAACACUUGUAAUGAAUUCUUGGCUUGUGCAUCUGUGUCUGCGAUUCACCAUGCAUCUUCUCUCUGACUGGCUGAUACUAAGCCACAAUCUUAACAUGCAAGAAUUAUGGCACUGUCCUGCGCAGAGACCUCCCUAUUCCCUGAGUAGGUCUCUGAACAUAACAAGAGACAGUGUUUUAUCUAUUUCAAAGCAUAGAGAUCAUAUAUUUAAAGGGACACGUAGAAACAGAGCAGUGGAUGUGUUUGACAAAUUGGAAACAAAUGAGGCUUAUUUACUAAACAUGAGAAUUAACAAGGGAUUUACAAAUUCAAGUAUUUGAAGUGGAACAUGUUUCCAUUGUGUCAAUAUUUGCUUAAAAUAUACAAUUUCUUUGUCAAAUUGUCUUAAUUUCCCAGUUUAAGCGGGCACUGUAGUCAUCAGAACCACUAAUGUAGUGAUUCUGGUGUCUACGGCAUGUCACUGCAGGCUUCAAAACGUCAAGUUUGAUGAUCUCAGCCAUGUAGGUUGGAGCCAGCCACUGCAGCAGUGCGGGGAAAAAGAUGAGUUUAACCCCUUAAGGACAUAUGACGGAAAUAUUCCGUCAUGAUUCCCUUUUAUUCCAGAAGUUGUGUCCUUAAGGGGUUAAACACCAUGGGGUGUGGGGAGCUAAAAAGUUAGUGUCAGGAAUACAUGUUUGUGUUACUGACACUAGUGUUCCUUUGACAAAAAACUUCACACAGUUUAUAUCAAUACAAGUUGUGUGGUGAAUUGUAUGUAUGGUUAUUGUCCUCUGUGUAAAACUAUGGCCAUUGGUGGCCAGUUCUUCUUUAUAGUUGGUAAAUGAUCUUAUCUCUUUGUGCACAACCUUUUUAGAGAAAAGGCCACCAACUCUUUAUAUGAAAAGUUCGCAGUGAAUCAUUUUUUUUUUUUUUGAGUGUGUGUAUGUGACAUUGGGGGUUAUAAAUGGCCAUAUUAUAUAUACAUAAAUUGAUUAGCAACAAUAAAUAGGGUAGCCAUAGGGAAAUGUCCCACUUUGUGUUUAGCUCAGGUACUACACGUGCGUAUGUUUCCUAGUGUUCUGGAGUUACAUGGCCUGAUUUGGCAUGUGGAUUAUGUUUCAAACCUCCAUUAGUAUCUUUCUUUAGAUUAUCACCACAAGGAAUUUAUUUAGCAAAAUGUAGACUAUCCAAGAUAGUUUUAAAGGUCUUGAUACUUUCCAAGCAUCAAUUUUGGAUAUCCGUAUUGGUAAAGAAAAAUGUUUUAGAUACAAUGGUCAGCAUUCACGUAUGCGCAGGAGUAUAAGUGUUAUUUUCCAGCUAAAGGUGCUAGUUUUAUUGACCUUGAAUGUUAAUAGACGACCGUGCUGGGAAUGUAAUCUGUGACCUUGAGGUCUUCUCUAAAAGGGACACUAUAGGCACCUAGACCACUUCAGCUCAUUUGAAGUGGUCUGGGUGUAGUGCCCCUGUAAGUUUAACCCUGCAAUUGUAAUUAUUGCCGUUAUUGAUCAUUUGAAAUAAUUACAUUGCAGGAUUAACUCCACCUCUAGUGACUAUCUACCAGACAGCCACUAGUGGCGCUUCUGAGUCGUUAGGUGUCAUGUGGUUCUGGAUGAGGACAUCCAGCAUCCGCUAAAACACCAUAGGAAUUGAUUAAAUGCGCCUAUAGGGUAUGUCCAAUCUCUGCGCAUGAGCAUUAGGUCCCCGACGUCGAGGGGAGGAGAAGUUGAGGCGGAAAAUGACCCAGCGUGGAGGGAGAUCUUCGCUGGAUUCAGGUAAGGGACAAAAGGUGUUUUUGGGGUUUUUUUUUAACCCUUGCUUCACGAAGUUUGGGGGGGGGGGCGCACAUACACGAAUGAGGUGGGCACUAUAGGAUACUAUAAUGCUAUGAAUACAACCGGUAUCUGCGGCAUCAGAGAUGUUAAAUUAAUAAAUUAAUUAAAUUCAUUUUAUUUGAUUGUAUUAUCAUGGUGUUAUGAAGCAGUGGGGCAAAUGUCAUCCUCAGGUUCAAAUUCUGAAGAAGGAUAUGGUGGUAAAUGGUUUUAAAUAAAAGGGAGUCAGGUCGUCUAAAACUGGCAGUUUGGUGGUUAAUAAAGUUAAAACUUUUAAAAGGUUUAUGUUGUGUUUAUUGUUAUGAAAAUGAUGGCUGUAUGCCCGUUAAGCUUUGAGCCACCAGAGCCAAGCCUAUUGAAAGUAAAUUUACUUUGUCUUCUGUUUGUGUGGGCUAAUUUUAUUUAUACAAAUAUGGCCUACCAUCGAUAUAGAAUUCCUGAUUAUCUGCUCUACUAGUCCCCUAGACACCCCAUAUAGAUGGAACCACAGUAUGAUUUACAUUGACUAAAUCAAGUAAGCAUUUUACCAAGCAUACAUUUAAUUGUAUGGCUUUUUAAAACUGUAACUAGCAGAUUUAUUCACUAAAAUAGGAAUUUACAAAGAAAUUGCACAUUUUAGGUCAAAAUAAACUAAAAUGUGUAAUUCUGUGGUCAAUUGAUAAUUUCUAGAAGCAUCAGUAGGCUAAUUGGUGUUGGAGCCCGGGCAUAUCAAUUGGCAUAGUGGCUAAACCGCGUGUCAUUGUAAACUUGAAGUCAAUCUUUCCAUUUUGCAGAUUAUCGAAUAAACCGAUGUCCCUCUGUAGACGGGUUAGCCAAUAUGUCAUUGUGUACCUCUAAUCUAUGAUACUUGGGUUGUUGUUAAUUAUUUGUGGCCUGUAGACAUUAGAUAGUGUGAUGGCUUCAGAGACCUAAUAGAUUUUCCAUUAUGAGAAAAGCUUUGAGUUGGGUGUUGAGGAAACUCAAAUCAGAUUGUCAGCUCCUGUGGUCAGCAUUAUGGACAACAAGACAGGGCAGAGGGUGGCAGUCACCCACAGGAUUUUUGACUAUUCAUCCAAUACUAUUUCUAAUCUUUUGCAGGUAUCAAGGACUUGGGCCCUGUAUAAUUGUGUGCCCUGCUACUGUAAUGCACCAGUGGGUCAAAGAGUUCCAUGCUUGGUGGCCACAGUUCCGUGUUGCAGUGCUUCAUGAAACUGGAAGCUUCGCUGGCAAAAAGGUAAUUAUUCAGCAGACAAUCAGACUUUCUUUUGUACAACUGUCACCCCCAAAACUAUUUUAAUGUAUUUUCAUCAUGUUUUGAGAGAGAGAGAGAGAGAGAGAAAAACAAAGUAGGAUCGCACUCUCAGGGCUUUUUAAAAAUAAAACAUAUAUAUGUGUGUGUGUAUAUGUAUAUAUGUGUGUGUAUAUAUAUAUAUAUAUAUAUAUAUAUAUAUAUAUAUAUAUAUAUGUAUAUUUUAUUAAUUGAAGUAUGUAUAAAAAGAAAGCAAAACAUGAAAAGCUCAUCCCUACUUUUUAGUAUAUGACAGGAUCCUUCAGCCAUAUUCAUACACCUAGAUUGACAGUUGGCCUCUAUGGUCUUUCCUGCUUCAAUCCAUGCAGGGAAGACCAGAGAGACUAACCAGGGGUUUUGAAGCACUGUGUGACCCAAGUUGCAUAUGGCUUAAUGAUCCUGUCAUAUACUAAAGGUGGGAUGGUUUUUCUAAGUUAUUUUUCUUUUCAUAUACUUCAUUUUAAGAAUUAUACUUCCUUGCCAAACUUGAUGAAAGAAUUAUUGUAUUAAAAAUAGGUUUAGGGUGACAGUUGUCCUUUAAGAAAGCCAGCACUUUCUCUUUUUACAUUUUCUUUCUUUGGAGUAAUACGUCUGUGAUACGCUCUUGUAUGUAUUACAUUUUGUCGAUGUUCGUCUUUAGUUGGAUGCCACGAUACAUGCCCUGGUUUGCUCCUUGUUUAAUCGGUGAUGAAGGUGUAAUUAAGGGCAGUGUGUGUAAGGGUUCGUCUUGUGAAUCCUUGCAUUACUACACUGACAGACGGAUUUAUCUCUCCUGACUUCUCAGGAGCACAGAAUGCUCCCUUGGGUCCCAAAAGGAGCGAAGUGUUCUCUGCUGAAAAGCAGAGCCUGCUGCGUCAGGAUAAUUACUGGCGCAGGCCAAUUAAUCUAACGAGAAGAGAGACGGACGAGGCCUGUCUUACUGAUGUUUUACAGGAAGUCUGUGGAGAGAGGUUUAUUAAGGACCACUGUAUAGGAUUUUAUUAGCUAUACUCAUAAUGACAGUGUGCUAUAUAGGGCUUUUACAGAGUGGAAGGCUGAGGUGAUAUUCAUUACGAUUAUUUCUAGAACUGGCUUAACACCUCCAACGUCUGUGAAUGCAGAGGGUUUUUUUGUUUGUUUGUUCGUUUUAACCAAAAGAUCCUGAACAAUGACCACUAUGUAAGAUUGUUUACUCUUCUGUGCAAAUAUUAGGACGGUUAUUUUGUAAAAGACUGACCAGAUUUCUUCCUAUAGGGGGAGCACACUGAAAAAAAUAAUCUAACAAACCACCCUACAGCAAAAGAUACAUUUAAAUACAGUCUCUUGGGAAGUUUUGUAACCCUAGUCUGAAAUCUCUAGAAAAGUACAAUAUUUAUAGGUCUGCUGUACCUGUACUCUGACUAAACAGUAUCUGGAUAAUCAUUGCACUCAAUUAUUAACUGAUGUCAUGGGUCACUUUUUUGCUCCUGAAGUUGCCUGUCUUUUAAAUCCGCUUCUAAAACACAACCGUGCCUAUGUAUAUGACAUCACCUAUUGGGCACAUCUUACAGAACAUAGUGUUUCCUGUUGAAGGUGGUAGGAGAAAAGUGUUCCUGACAAAAUGGACAGGGAAAAGAGAUGUUUAUUUGUGCAUAUAUUUAUAAUUUGUACAUACUUGUGAAUGUUCUCAUUCAAACUGCAGGAUACAUCUCUAGACACAGCCAUUAGAGGCAGUAUUAGCAUUGCAAUGUUUAACUUUGCAGCACUAAGGGGGGCAGGGAGACUGCAUCCAGACUACUUCAAUGAGAUGAAGAGGUCUGGGUCCUUAGUAUCCAUUUAAAGCCUAUGUACAAGAAAAAUAAAGGGGAUACGAAGAUAAUAUCCCAAAUAAAGUACAGGUGAAACCACCAGGUAUUUAAAACAUAUAGGCCUAAGUGCAAUACAAAUAUCCUAAUCAUUAAUCAAAUCUGUGUCUAUGUGUAAUUUAGGUUUCAUUAUUAUAGGCCGCUGAAGUAAUAUUGUUUUAGUGUCUUAGACUAUGUUCAUUUAAAACAUGCCUACUUGUUGAAUUGUACCCUUCCCCACAUAUUAUGUACGAAAUAAAAUCCUAUUUCUAGAGAGAAAGUGUAAAUGAGUGGCUGAUGUUUGUCAUGUCAUUAUUUUGUGCAGUCACGAUUAAUUGGAGAGGUGGGAAAUAGUUCCGGUAUCCUCAUUACCUCUUAUUCAUACGUGCGCCUGAUGCAGGAGGAGCUGCAGAGGUACCACUGGCACUACAUCAUCUUGGACGAGGGACAUAAGAUUCGCAACCCAAAUGCAGCUGUGACAAUCGCAUGCAAACAGGUGAGUGUGCAAGAUAGUAAUGAUAAGCAUUUUGGUAAUUGUUGGUGAGUUAAACUUGCAUGCUUGAUACAGUCACUCACAGUAGAGUUGUGUAUCUGUGUGAUACUGGUAGGUUAGGUUAGUAUUAGGAUGGUGGGUUCUCUGUGUGUGAUAUCGGUGAUUGUGUUUGAUAGUGAUAGAAUACUUAGCAGUAUUUGGGAGUAUGUCUGUGAUGCUGAUUAGAAACGAUAGCAGUAUGGUUUUAAUAUGGAUAAACAGCUGCAUGUGUGAUGCUAAAAGAUGAGUGACAGUUCUGUGUCAUAUUUAUAAGCGGCUUGUGGUAGCUGUUUGUGUUUUGCUGAUAGGUGAGAGAUAGCUGUGUGCCAUACUACUAUGUGAGCAUUGGUGUGUAUAAACUAUAUCUCUGACAGUGUGUGAUAAUGAUAGGCGAGAGACCAUGAUCAUGUAAGAUAGUGAGAGAUUGUGAUCUGUGUCAUAUGGAUAGGGGAGAGAUAGCACAGAGUUAGGUCAAAUAUAAUGAUAGAAGAAUGCAAGUUGUGUAUAGCAAUUCAUAUAGGGGAGUCAUAGAUAUUCUAACAGGAAAUUGAUAGCUCUGUAUGUAAUGCUCAUUGGUAUUGUCAUUUUGUUAGGAGAGUAAUAGCUGACACUAUUAGGUAAUUGAUAGUGUAUAAUAAUGAUAGGUGAGCAAUGAGUUAAUUAUACGUUUCAAUGCACUGGUAGACAAGAAAAAGCAGUGUUUGUGCUGUCACUGUAUUUCUGUGAUGAAAAGCACAGUAAUUUUAAGCAGUUUCAGAUGCUUAAAAAACAAAACAAAAAACAGACUAUUCAAGGAUAUAUUAAUUAAAGCGACACUCUAGGCCAGGGAUAGGCAACCGUCGGCACUGCAGAUGUUUUGGACUACACCUCCCAUGAUGCUUUGCCUGCAUUAUGGCUGUUAGAGCAUUGUGGGAGAUGAAGUCCACAACAUCUGGCGUGCCAAAGGUUGUCUACCCCUGCUCUAGGCAUCAGAACCACUACAGCUUAUUGCAGUGGUUCUGUGGCAAAGAGACUGUUCCUACAGUGUAUAUACAGUCUUCCUGGUGCUGUUCUGGAAAGAAUGAAGGACCAAUGUUUUAAUGCAUAUCUGUGGGGAUUGUAAAUAAAGUAAUUGUAUCUCUAUGAGGAUAUGCUGAUUAGUGCAGUGAUUGCCACACAUGUGCACAAGCCUUCCCAAUGCUUCCAUAAGUAAUGAUGGAGCGACAGGCACUGCCAGAACAGCACACCAGGGGAUAGAAGGUGAAUUAAUCUUAUUUUUCGUUUAUGUAAAAGACUUUUUACUUUAGAAAAAAAUUUGCAUUCCAAUCGUUCUUAUUGAUUUGAGCAGAAAGCUGUGUGUUUGGUGCAUUUGUAAGAUGUUUGUGUGAUUACAUCUUGGCAUUAGCUGCCUUUAUUGUAAUCACAGAGAAGCUGGUUCUGUGUUUGUGUGAUUAUAGGUUGGUGAUAACUGUGUAGGUGUUUACAGGCAUGCUUUAUUUAUUAUAAACAAACAUUUUCUUUCACAUUCACUUAGUUCCGUACUCCUCAUCGUAUCAUCCUGUCUGGGUCCCCUAUGCAAAACAACCUACGGGAACUGUGGUCCUUGUUUGACUUUGUAUUCCCAGGAAAACUUGGCACUCUGCCUGUAUUCAUGGAGCAAUUCUCGGUCCCCAUCACUAUGGGCGGAUAUUCCAAUGCCUCACCAGUCCAGGUAUGUAUCCACUUUCACUUAGUAACUACAACUAGUAUGAUGCAUUUUUUCAUCAUGUAGGCACAAUAAACUAAUCUGCAUUCUAGAGAUAAUAAAAGAUACCCAAAACACCUGUAUGUUAUGAAGCUCAGAUGUCGGAUGACAUUGAUAAACACAGAUCUACACACCUGUCAAACCAUAAGACUUGCUUUUCCCACAGAAAUCUCACACUUGCAGUGAUGUUACUACACCCAUAAUCCCUUGUAGUAGUAACAUCACUGCAAAUUUGAGAUUUCUGAGGGAAAAGCAAGUCUUAUGGCUUGACUGGUGUGCAGAUCUCUGUUUAAUAAUGUAUUAGCUAUCCCCUGACUGACAGGUGGAAUAUAUUCUCCCACCAUAAAUUUCUUAAUUUGUGAUACAUUAUAUUCUAUAUAAAAACAAAUAUGAUCCAGCGCAUUCAUCCAUUCACUAAACAGCAAUUUCAAAGCUCACACAAUGUAAUAGGGUUUUGUUUUUGUUUUUUAAAGCUUGCACAAUGUAAGACCUGACCAUCCACCUCAAAACAUGAUUCAUCAGACAACCAUUUUGCAUUGCUCCAUAGUCCUGUUCUGAUACUUACCUUCUUUUUGAAGGCAUUUUGGUGGUGGACAGGAGUCAUUAUGAGCACUCUGACCGGUCUGCAGCUAGGCAGCCCUAUGUGCAGCAAACUGCGAUGCACUGUGUUCUGACACCUUUCUAUCAUGGCCAGAAUUACAUUUUUCAGCAAUUCGAGCUACAGUAGCUCUACUCUAAUUGGAGCCGACUGGCAAGCCUUUGUGCCUAUGAUCCUGAUGCUGGUUUACAGUUAGUUCUUCUUUAUACCACCUUUUGGUAGGUACUAACCAGUGCAUACCAGGAGCACAUCUGCAAGAAUUGCUGUUUUGGAGAUUCUCCCACCCCGUCGUUUAGCCAUGACUAUUUUGCCCUUAACAAAGUCAUUCAGAUUUUUUUGUUUGCCCAUUUUUCCUGCUUCCAACACAUGAAAUGAAGUUCUGGCUUUUCACUUGCUGCCUAAUAUAAUCUUACCUCUUGGCAGGUGCCAUUGUAACAAUAAAAUCAAUUUUAUUCACUUCACCUGUCAGUGGGUUUAAUGUUGUGGCUGAUCUGUUUAAGCUUCUCAUAAAACUUAAAUCAUUCAAGUAUUAAAUGUGUACUCUGUAAAAUACAGAAUAAUAUAAGAUCUAGAAAUUAUUAAUAAUAAUUCUAAAACACAGGUUUAAGUGGGAGAAUCCAAAAAUGAUGUAUUCCAGUGAAAGACAGAGUAGUCUAUUAGUUCAUUAUUUUAGGAAUACUAUUGAGAAAUAGGCAUUUGGAUCAUUAAUCAAACCAGGACAACUUGAACUGGAUUGGAGCUAUAUUAUGUAUACGACCUAGACCGAGCAUUCAAGAAUUUGCUCAUCAAAGGUGCACAUUUUUAUUUAUUUUCAUGCACUGUAAAAAUAUCGUAAGACUUGAUGCAGAUUGGUUUAUAUUUAUUUUAUUUUGUGGAUGGAAUAUCAUUUUGUAUAGUUUUUGAGGACAGAUAAGUUUGAGAGUUUGGAUGGCUUUCUAGUAUAUACUUGAAACCGCCAUGCUGUGGAUUUAAUAAAGUUAAGCUAAGUAAGUAAAACAUAUCAUGGUGGUACCAGUAUCUUCUUUUGUUUUUUUGUUUUUUUUAACUCCAAAGCAAUUUGUUUCCGUUUGUGGCAAGGUUUGUUCCAGUAAAGGAAAGCAAUACCUUUUCAAUGGGAAGUGGUGAGAGAAGCUUUAUACGUAUGUGAGGCAGAAUAUGUUUUUGUUGACAAUUGGUUGCAUUUAGAUUCAAGGGUAUUGUCACAGCAGAAUGGAUCAGAUCCCUGUCUAUCCAUGUGCCAUGAAAGGUUUGACAAUUUCAAGCUCAAAAGCUUAAGGAGAUUCACAUUUGGCUCUUCUAAUAUGUCUAAUGUGAGAAUCACCGGCUUGUCUGCAGAAAACUUGUCUUCCUAUCCUUUGAUCCACGGAUUAGCAAUAAAAGACUUUUUUUUUUUUUUUUUGAGCCUGAACCUAGGUGAGCAGACGUUAAAAGGAUGAUGCUUGGGGGCUUUGCAAAGCUCUAUAAAACAUUCAUGGCUGACAAGAAUUUCCUAAAAGAAUAGGGACCACAGUAACGGAAAAAGUGCUGAGCCUGACAGCUGUUGGCGGGAUUUGUAUUUGUAAUUAAUGUAAAAGGAAAAGAAUGCAGUUCACAGGGGCUGGACACACCGACAAUUAGUGGUAAUUAGCAGUAGCCUGGAGCAUGUUUAAACCACUCGCACUAUCGCUUUAUAACAUUAUACCAAUGAAGUAUCUCAUUGUUGUAAUAAAAAGAAAUGUAAAUUCAUCAUAGUUCUUUCAAUUUACACAGCUGUGUACCUUGAGCGUUAAUAAAAUAAUAUCCAUGUCUUUCAGGUAAAAACGGCAUACAAGUGCGCAUGUGUGCUACGUGACACCAUCAACCCCUAUCUCCUGCGACGUAUGAAGGCUGAUGUUAAGAUGAGCCUCUCCCUCCCAGACAAGAGCGAGCAGGUGACAGACCUGGUCUAGCAAUAAUUGCAGAGCUCUGCUUCUGCCGGGGAUCAUAUAAUCUUGCAUUAUACUGGAUUAUUUAUUACCUAAGAAAAGUCCAAAUUUAUUUUUGCUUUACCCAGAUUUUCUAUGAAAUAUUUCGCUCACUUGCAAGGUGCUCCUUUUUCGUUGUUAUCCUUAUUAAUCUUAAACGCGACCUAAAUUGUACUUGUAUAGUCUUCUAAUCAGUAUAGAAAUUAGAUGAGAUCAAACAGAAGCUUAUUACAUUUUCUUUUCGAUUGCUUGUAAUUAGACAACUUUCGUCUGUAUCGCCCUGCGAGGAAAAUUCAUUCACGUCAUAUUUUACUUCAUUCCUGAAAACAUGAAGAAGCUGGAAUUUAACCAGCACUGUUCCCAAAUUAAUACAUUGUGUUUGGGUUGGACAGAUAACUGUAGCGUUUUAGAUGCAAGGUGGGUAUAAAUCCUGGCGAAAGCAAUGUGAAAUAGAGCAAACAGUAACACAAAUAUACAAAACACAAGGCUCUUAGGAUUUGUCCACUUGCCUCAUUGAAAGCUGUAUAAAAGUCAUGCAGAGAAAGACCCAUACAAUAACAUGUAGGCAGAGGUUACAUUAUUAGUCAAAAGACCAGUAGAAUACUAGAGCACAAUAUAAACAGAAUAGAACUUGUCCUUUAAAAAAAAUGAGUUUGCAGCACUGAACUAUCUGACCUCAGUAGAGGUUUACUAGUGGACCUGUCAGAUUCUACAACCAUUCAUUUUAAUGAAUACAUUGGUUAAUGUUUUUGGAUUUUCAUGGUACAGCAUUAAACUAAAGAUUAAGUAGGUGUAGUAGUAGUAUGCGGAAAGAUGGAGAUGGUUUCUGCCCUUAGUGUUGAUUUUUCCUUUUUAUCUCUACAGGUUCUGUUUUGUCGUUUGACGGAUGAGCAGAGACAAGUGUACCAGUCCUUCAUCGACUCCAAGGAAGUCUACGGUAUACUGAAUGGAGACAUGCAGGUGAAGUGGCUGUCUAUGAGCUACAAAAGUGAAUUACAAUAUAAUAUUCUAGACGUGUGUAGUCGACUUUCAACCAAAUUUCAACUAGAGUGAAUGCAUUCUUUCUAGCAGUAAUAAACAUAAAAAGUAUGUUCGUAUAUAAUGGGAAUAUGUUAUUAGGGAAUAUCAUCAUCAUUUCUUCCCUUCUGAUAAGUAUCUAAGCUACAGCAACACAUAUUAUAUAUGGCUCCCUUCUGCCCAGUCUUCUCGAGCACAUACCCUGCCCACCACUACGGUACCAGGUGGAGGAUACCUCACAGGGGAACUAUGCUCUUAAGUAACUUCCCUUGCUGACACUACCACAUCCCCGUGAGGGAAAUGUCUGUUAACCAGCGUGUUAUAUAAUAUUGUUACACUCUAUUCUCACAAAAAAAAGUAUUCCGCAGGUCUCCCAAACCUUUUAUUCUGUCAUAUGUCAUAGUCUAUGUUUUACAUGUCAUUGUGCCGAAUGCCACCUUGCUUUUCUGUGGAAUGCCAAAAAUAAAUAAUUUUUUAAAAAUGUUCAUAAAUUACAUAGUAAAAAAAAUUUCAUAAUCGUAAAGACCUUCUAGAAUGAAGAGAAAUAUAUCAUUUUGUUGCUAUUAAGGUGGUGUCCGUGAUCAAACUGAAAAAGAGCCACAACUUGAGGAUCUAUUUUUGUAUUUUUUUUCUUUGUUAAACGUGUUGUUUUACCUGGUGAGUCUACUGCCGUAGAGCUUUUUCAUUGUCAUGCCAGCAUAUCAAAGGGUUAGGCUGACUGUUUGGAGAGUAUUCAAUCAUAUUAAUUAACAGAUAUUAUGUGACUUUGAAGUGGUAAAAAGCUCAUAUAUACAUGAGUUUAAGGCACUUUUUAUGCACAUGCCUAAAAAGAUUAAUAUUUUGUGGGAAUUAGUGUACCGUCCAUGAUUAUUCUGCUUGCAAUCAGCGUAGCUGUAAAGAGUUAAAAUUUCACAUGUUCUUCGACAUGCAGAUUAAUGUGGUUCCAUGUUGCAGUUCGCCUCAUCUCAUCAUUUUCUGUUCAUAAAAGGUAUUCCCUGGACUCAUCGCCUUGAGGAAAAUCUGUAAUCACCCAGAUCUGUUCUCAGGAGGGCCCAAGAUUCUGAAAGGAACCAGAGAAGAAGAUUUGGAAGAGCAUGAACAGUUUGGAUUUUGGAAGCGCUCUGGCAAAAUGAUAGUGGUGGAGUCACUUCUGAAGAUUUGGCAUCGCCAAGCACAUCGCGUUCUACUUUUCAGUCAGUCUCGGCAGGUAGGAAACCAAAGAGAAAUACAAAAAUGUGCAGCCCCUGACAUCUGCAUUAUUAAACAAACCCUUUAACAUUUAUUUCCCAGCAUGAAUUUCAUAUCCUAGAAAAAUAAGUUUUAUAAUAGGUCCUGGUUUUCUAUAUAUAUUUUUUAAAAAAUUGUUUUCUCAGAUGUUGCAGAUCCUUGAAGUGUUUUUAAUGCGUAAUGGCUAUUCCUACCUCAAGAUGGACGGUACCACAACCAUUGCAUCCCGACAACCUCUCAUUACAAAGUUUAACGAGGUACCAUGCAGUAACAUAGAAACUUUAGUGUCUUGUAAUUCAAGAAAACUAUCGAUAUAUAGUGUAAACACAUACCCCCGUGUGUAUAUAUACAUGCUUAUAACGCAUUGUUUUGAAUGUAUGUAUUGACAAGUGUAGAUACGCAGACAUGCUGUAGCAUCUUGCUGAAUUUUUAUUGUCAGCACGACCUUGUUUGUUACAGGACCCUUCGCUCUUUGUCUUCCUUCUCACCACCAGAGUCGGGGGCCUCGGUGUGAACUUGACUGGAGCUGACAGAGUCAUCAUAUAUGAUCCUGAUUGGAAUCCUAGCACUGACACUCAGGUGAGAGAAAUAUGGAAAACCAGCUAUGUCUAGACAUUAAGGGGUAUGUUUACAAUGGCAGAAAACACCAAUAAUAUUUUUUGGUAUCCAACUUGAACUAUAUACUCUUACUCCACCUUUUUCUAAUAUAUGCUCGCAUUGAAGAUACCAAAGUGUAACUGUGAAUUGUGACUUGAAAUUCUCAUAUUGUGUUGGUUUAUUUAUUGUAGUCCCAUUUUAUGUUAUAUGUCCUCUUUCACGUUAGUAUUGACAGAAACGUAUUGCUAUGUAGGUUUAUUAUGCAUUGUGUUGGUGGAGUCAGAAUAUUGUUCAGAGCAUUGGGCUGUUGUGUUGCAGGCUCGAGAGAGGGCCUGGAGGAUUGGACAGAAGAAGCAGGUGACUGUAUAUAGACUGUUAACUGCAGGAACCAUUGAAGAAAAGAUUUAUCACAGGUAGGGUCUAAAGUUAUCCAUGUCACUAACAUUGUGUGAAGUACCCGACAAUCACACACUAGCACUGCGUGUUGUUUCACUUGCCAUAUUGUAUAUUCACCAGUCUUUAAGUUUAUUACUUCCUAUUGUGUGACCUGAGAUUCCUCACUGCUGGAGAGUGCUUGAACACCUCUUCUAAUGUCUUCCAAUGGGGGGGGAGCUGCAUGAGGGUGUGAUAUCCUAUAUCCCUACAACUGCCCUCAGCAUGACACCACAUUAGAAAGUCACACAGAGAUCAUUGCAUACCUAAGAGACACAAACUUGGUUAUCCAUGACUCUACUGACACCAGUGAUGACAAGUGUGUAUUAUGAGCGCUUCCUGCUUAUUCUGGGUCCCUAUAAUCAAAGGAUAGCAUACACAGGUAUUGCAAUCUGGAAGCCUGGUCAAAUACAGAUACUGCAGUCCGCUAGGAAACAUUCCAGCGGGUUAGUCUUGGUCAGGAGAACAUUGAGAGUAUUGGUUAUGAGGCCAGGCAUAACUCCUACAGUGCUGAGCUAGCACACUAUUCGUACACUACUCUUUUGCCAACAGACAUACCAUUCCUAUUCAGCUAUUUCAGUCCUAAAAAGAAUGGUGAGAUGUUGCAGCCCACAACCCUGUAUGCUAGUGGCCCAGGAGGCAAUUGCUCCCCUUGCCAGCUCUCCCAUGCAUUGCAUCAAUACAAAAUUUACACUGACAAUCAUGCACAAAAACAAACCACACCUGUAAUGCUAACCAUAAUCUUACUUAAAGUAUACAGUUAUGUUUUUCAAUCCUCAGACAAAUCUUCAAGCAGUUCUUGACCAACCGUGUGCUGAAAGACCCAAAGCAACGGCGCUUCUUUAAAUCCAAUGACCUGUACGAGCUAUUCACCCUGAGCAGUCCAGAUGCCAACCAGGGCACAGAGACAAGUGCCAUAUUUGCAGGUCUGUGUUGCUGGGUAUCAUGAUAUAAAAAGCUGUUAAUGCCUCCAACCAUCUCUGAUAUUUUUCUCAGUUUAUCUCUAAGAAUGUACCUCUUUUUUGGCAUCAACAAAUUCCGUCUGUUUUGCUUUCUAGGAACUGGUUCUGAUGUUCGGAUCUCAAAGCAUUCUAGUAGAAAUACUUUGCCAAAUUCUGACCCAGAUCCUCGAGAAGACCCACCAAACUCUACUGGACGUGUCCUUUCACCUAGUGACCAACCAACAACUUCCAAUGGGAUUUUCUCUCACUGCCAAGACACUACUUCUAACGGUGCUUUUAAAAAAACUUGCAAGUCAGAAACAGACACCAUAGGGAAAAGCAAACAAGAUUCCCUGCCAGUCUUGCCUGAAAAUAGCCAUCGUAAACACAAAGAAAAGACGAAACACCGGGGCAAGGCAGGCAAAGUCAAAAAGAGACUAAAGGAUGCUAAGUUUGAUGGUGAGAGAAUAUCUCACCUGGUAAAACACAAGCCAUACCAGAAAGAGGAGAAUGAAUUUGCCGAUCGGCGAACAAAUGAUGAUUAUGUGUUGGCGAAGCUUUUCAAAAAGUCUGGUGAGUUAGGUUUUUCUUUUCAGGGUGACCCUGUUCACUAUAAAUAUCUUGGCCAAAUGGUGUGAGGGUAAUAACCUUUACUGGCCAACUAAGAUUAUUAAUAGUGCAAGCUUUUAAGACUAUUUGUGACUUCUUAAUGUAUUAACAAAAACGAGGUUAUCCCCCUUAAGUACAGCUGUAAAUAAGAUUAUGAAGAUAGCAAAUGAAAUACUCCAGAGUGUAAAAAAGAGGAGAAAGGUAGCUCCAUCAUUAUUCAGUCAAAUUUUAAAGGGAGCUAUUACUUCUCUGAAAAUGUCACCAGUGAAUAAAACCCUGAAAACCACCUACAACUUUUAUUUAAUGUAUAUAUAAAAAACUUGGUAAAUGACAUCACAAUCUAGUUCACACCAGUGCAUGGUUUCUCCUCCUCUCUGUAUGUUGAUUACAAGGUUCAGAAGGCAGAGCUUAUAACAAUUAUACAUACAUACAUACAAGUAGGCGGAGUGUAGUUGUUUCUUGGGUGGAUGGUACUAGAUGAUACAGAAAUAAAUAGCGAUGUAUACUGAAAAAGACAAAGGGGAUAGCCAAAUUGUAGUGCAAUAUUGUCAAAUACAGAUAUAUGGGUAAAGAAACAAUCUUUAGUCUUAUAUUCACAAGAAUCGAACCGGUAUAAUUAAGGUCAAUGUAUAGACUUGUGGGGAUCCCACUCCCUUUCUGUACUAAUCAAUAAGAUUAGUUUGGCAUGAUCUCCCUGAAGUAAACCCAUGUUGUCUCCGAUCUUGAAAUCCAUGUGUUUUUAGAUGUUCAUCAAUCCUACCCUUUAACAUAGUUUCCAUUACUUUCCCCACUACUGAAGUAAGGCUUACUGGCCUAUAGUUACCCAACUCCUCCCUAUUACCUUUCUUCAGAAUGGGCACAACAUUCGCUAAUGUUUAGUCUUCUGGGACUACUCCUGUUAACAAUGAUUGGUUAAAUAAAUCUGUUAAUGGUUUUGCUAGUACACCACUAAACUAUUUUAAUAACUUUGGGUGGAUUCCAUCAGGUCCCAUUGACUUAUUUGUCUUUACUUUUGACAGUUGAAAUAGAACUUCUUCCUCUGUAAACUCACACAUAACAAUGUACUAAUUUGUUCUUUUUCUUAACUGCAGUCCCUCUACUUCCUUUCUCAUUUAUGUAUCUAAAAAUGUUUUAUCCCCCUUUUUUACUGACUGUGCUGUUCUGUCUUCUGUGUGUGCUUUGGCGGCUCUUAUAACUUGCUUUGCCUCUUUCUGCCCAGUACCACAGUGGUUUAUUAUUUUUUCUGCUCUUCCUGACAAGCCUAAUGGAAUUUUCUGUUGCCUUUACCUUCAGUAAUGUGUGAUUUCUUCAUGGACACUAUAGGCACCCAGACCACAUCAUCUCAUUAAAGUGUCCACAGUGUCCCUGUUCCCUUAACCCUGCCUUGUAAAACAUUGCAGUUUUAUGGUGUUAAGACUGCCUCUAGUGGCAGUCCAGCAUGUUAAAAUGCUCAUUGGAAAGCCACUCCUUUCCUGUGGAAAAGGCCUAAUGCAUGCACAGUGUUCACCACACAUUCACAAUAGGUUCUUACCAUGGCUGAUGUCAGAGGAGCCUGACUCAGUGCCGAGGGACAUUGGCGCUGGAGUCUAGUAAGUUAUUAAGCACUUUACAGGGUGCAGGGCAGAGUUACACUAUAGUUUUAGGAAUACAAAGCUGUAUUCCUAACAUUAUAGUGUUCCUUUAACCAUGGCAUGUUAUGGGACAUAGAAAAAAGGGCUGCCCACUCAUAUGUACUCACACCUUAAAGGUGCAAAAACACACACCACAGCCAUUCAGUGUAAAACUCAAAAAGAAAAAUGUCAAAAAACCACUCCAGAUUUAUUGAGGUCUCCACAGCAUAUUAUGAAUGUUUGUUUUUGUUUCUUUUAGCAGAGCUCCAAUCAAGGCAUGUAACCGAUAUUACACUCCCACUUAUUACUUGGGAAUUUCAGAAUUUCUGACUGUCCUCAUCUUAUUCAAUAUUUUAGGAGUGCACAGUGUUAUGAAACAUGAUGUUAUUAUGGAUGCUUCUAAUCCGGACUUUGUGCUGGUGGAGGAGGAAGCAAGUCGAGUUGCCCAGGAGGCUCUUAGAACCUUAAAAAUCUCUCGUCAGCGUUGUCAUGCAGCUACCUCAGGAGUCCCAACAUGGACUGGAUCAAAUUCUAGAGCUACCUCGGGAAUCAAGUGAGAACAUAAAAACCUGUAGAGAGAGAAACCUUAAUGUUCUUUAGUCACAUUGGGAAAGAACUAGAGCCUCGGGGAAGAGGGGGGUAGCAUUGGCAGGAAAUCUAGAUUAUGUUUAUAAAAGAUGGCAGUAGUGCUACAGUUUUUUUCGAAUCCAGUCCUCAAUAGGGUUAAACUAGAUUUAAAUGAUCGUUGCGGCUUAAUUGAAGUGAAUAUGUCAUUUCUGGGCUAUCAGUAGCCAUGAGAACUGCAAUUGCCAACAUCUAUCACCGGAGUAAAGGAUGCUCCGUUAUGAUGAAGUGACACCGCAGACCUUCCUGCAGUGAGAUUUAAUUCUGAGGUAGCUAUAUUUUGAUCAUAUUUCACAUUCACCAUCUUGAAAAUGAGACACUGUGAAUUAAUAUUGGACUUUCCUCCACCAGCUUGUUAGUUAGUUAAUUUAAUUUCACAGUUUAUGUGAGCUUAUAUCUAUCUACCUUAUCUUAUAUGUAUAUGUUUUUUUUCCAAUUCAGUAUAGUGAAUUAAUUUUUUGUCUUUUGGUUUGCAGGAAAAGGUUUGGACAGAAAAAGAAUCCUUUGUUGCAGACACCUGAGGUUCCUGUCAAAUCACAACAAGACAAAUGCAAGGUAGUGAUAAUUUAGUCUCUUAACCGUAUUUACAUUUAUAGUCUGUAAACUGUCACAAAAUCUACAUUUGCAGGGGUUUCUAUCAUGAUUAAAGAAACACUCCAACAUUAAAAACACAAUAUUCGGUUUUAAAGAUUAGUGUUCCUUUUAUUGCUCUAAAUGCCAAACGUUGCCCUCCUUCCCCUUUCCAAGCAUAAAAUAAAGGUAACUUAUUUUCUCCAGAGGGAGUCCUCUGUCUAUGCUGCUCCACUCUACCUGGGAAAUUUUCAGUGAUAAGUCUCCUAUCCUCUCUGGCCAAAUUUGGUACAUGCGUGCAAUUGCUGAGAAUUUGCCAGUCACAUGCAGUGAUUACACAAUAGAAUGCCUCUUCUAGGAAAGCAUUAGACUAAAGCUUCUCUAUGGAAACUCUCACAACAAUCGUGCCGAUGGACACUUUUAUGAAUUGGUACAAAGUGAGCAUACACUUAGCUCCUAAAGCUGAAGUGUUUUAUGAGACUGGAGUGUCCCUGUAAUGCAGCUUUAAAUGUAUUAUAAAAUGUCCUGUUUUUGAUCAAAACGAAGUUCUGUGUGUAAUUCACUAAAGAUACUGACUUUUAUAUAUAUAUAUAUAUAUAUAUAUAUAUAUAUAUAUAUAUAUAUAUAUAUAUAUUUAUAUAUAUAUUUAUAUAAUAUAUAUGUGUGUGUGGUUUUUUUUAAUGAGCAGCAAAAAAUUACACAACCUAAAAGGAGCUAUUACAUGCGUGUUACCUUUGGUUUUAAAUGAUUUAUUUGCAAAGACGCAUUUAGGUGACAUGACUACUUUAGGGACCCUGGGGAGAGGGGUGCCAGUCGCCACAUAUCUCAACCUCUAUCAUAUUAGCCUGUUCAUUAAAUGUUAACAUACUACUUGUCACUAGUUUAAUCUCAAGCUAGCAUGAGAGUACAAAUAAUACGGGGAUCUUGGACCUGUGAAAUAAUAUGCCAUAAAUGUAAAAAAAAAAAGGUACCUGUUCCAUGGCUGAUUGGAAAUGGCAAGGUAUGGCACUAUUUUUUUUAGGUUUUUCAUAAAGAUUCUAUGGAGAGAUGAGAAGGUACACCUCAAACCUGAAGGACCUCAAAGUCAUACCAGUCAAGAGUGGCUCAAAAGUGCUAUAAAGUGCAACAUCUCAGCUCCUGAGAGUCUCUAAGCUAAUACACAUUACACACAGUGCAAUAUAUAUAGUGAUAAAAAAAGAUUGUGACUAUACAAAUAGAUUCACAUGUGUUUAACAUGCUGGACAAUUAACAGUCGUUCUUGGUGUCAUCCUAAUACAAUACAAAAUGCAAUUGAAAAUGUGUGUGUCUGUGUACACACUGUGUAUAUAUUCGAGAGAAAUUUCAUAAAGUCAUCGUGUGAAUCCUUUCCAUAAAAAAGUCUCUCCAUAAGCAUUUGCAGUGUGUACAUUGCUAUGGAUUUAUAUGGCACUGGUGGAAGGCUUUGUUGCAAUGUCACAAUAAGUUUUUGUACAUAAUUGUCACCCACCUGUACCUACCAAUGCUUGAUACUCAGGGUUAUUCAAUAAAGUGAAAAUUCAAGAUGAAUUCAAAGUAAAUUUAAGGUCAAAAUAGCUAAGAUGGAAUUAUUGGGGUGUGGGGGGGAGAGAUUGAAGGGGAAAAAAAACUGAAAAUGCCUUCAGUUCAUGUAUUUUGGCCUUAAAUUUGAAAAUCACUUUAGUAAAUAACCUUGACUGUCACUUUAGCGUCAAGAAGGAUUCAACUCCCCAAUCUUAUGGCAAAUACAGAUAGUGUGAAGUGGCAAACUUGAUGGACUUGAGUCUUUUUUUCAGCCAUACACUAGUAACAGACAAGACAAACUGAAAUGGAAAAUAGUGUAUGCUUGUAUUGUAGCUGGGAGCAAAAGUGUUGUUCGUGUUGCUGCCAUAUUCUCCCAUUGCUUUGCAAAAUUUAAGGCACAAAUAAAUUUUUGUGCAUAUCUCCUAUGCAUGGAUAUAAAAUUUACAUAGCAUUCAACAUAUAUUGUCCAAGAUGGUGCAAGGGAUAUCAGCCAUCAAUGACUGACAGCUGACAAAUGCUUAAGAAUUUAAAGACACCAUAAGCAACACAGAAAUCGCCAGGGCUUAACCAGUACCUAAACCCUGGCAAUUACAAAGGCUUGGGUUUUAGUUGCGAGGAGAGGCCCACCUUUUGUCCCACUGCUCAAAAUUAUUUUACUUUAACCAUCAAGACAAUACAUGAAAACUUUGCACCUUAACCACUUCAGCUCACUGUAGAGGUUAUGGUGUUUAGAUUGAGCCUUUAAAGGGACUUUACAGUCCCCAAAACAGCAAUAGCUUAAAGAAGCAAUUUUAUUGUAUAGAUCAUCCCUCCAAAGUGUUACUGCUCAAUUCACUGCCAUUCAGCAGUUAAAUCACUUUGUUUCUGUUUAUGCAGCCAUAGCCUCACCUCCCAUGGCUGUGACUGACACAGCUUGCAUGAAAAAAAUUGGUUUCACUUUCAAUCAGAUGUAACUUACUGUAAACGUGUUUAUUUCCUGUUCUCUGAGUUAUUUAACUCCUAAAUGGCAGAGAAUUGUGCAGUGAUACUGCAGGGACAUGAUCUAUAUAUCAAAACUGCUUCAUUAAGCUAAAGUUGUUUUGGUGACUAUAGUGUUCCUUUAAGAACCAGAGAGAUUGUACUUGAUAUUAAUCUUUUAUUUGUCUGCUUAAUUAAACUUUUCCUUUUUGCAGGAUGCCAAAGUCUUAAAGCAACAGGAUAGGACUGUAGAUGAUGCUUCUUUGCACUUUAGUGGAGAUCUCAGUACUGCAGAGUCCACGUCUGCCACCCUCUCUUCCUCAUCACUUCUUUCACGCAUGAAAAAAAGGAACAAUCUACUGCUCCCUGUCACAGAAGACCAAGAUACAGGAGCGAAUACAUCGCUGCCAGACCCCACUGAGCAUGACGAGCUGCUGACAGACAUGAGAAAUUUUAUUGCCUUCCAAGCAAGAGAGGAUGGGGAAGCUAGCACACAAGAGGUGUUACACGAGUUUGAGAACAAACUUUCCCAAAAACAAACGUGUGUCUUUCGAGAACUGUUACGUCAUCUCUGUACCUUCCACAGAAAGAGUGACAGUACAGGCGUUUGGAGACUGAAGCCUGAAUUCCGCUAGAAAUUCCUGAAAGGGACAAAAAAAGUUAGAGGUGCAAUACUUUAAAACCUUUUUAUACUGAUAGGUCAAUAGUGAGAAACUUCAAAGACAGAAGCUGGGUAGGUACCAACGCAGUUAAGUAAUAUUCACCACCCAUUGCAAGGAAAGAAUGUAUUCUUCCUAAACUGAUAGGGAAUCAUGGUUUUCUGUAGUGGCAGUAAGAGUAUAUAUAUAUAUAUAUAUAUAUAUAUAUAUAUAUGUGAAAAUGGGGCCAUUUAUUAAUGAUUUUAAAUCCGUGGACUGCUGCUAUCACUUGAGUUUAUCUGCUUAUCUGCAGUCUAAUGAAAAUUCAGAGAUGAUAUUGGUAGCAUUAACUGCAGAAAGGAGUAGGCAAUCUUUGACUUUCCCAACUAUAAAUGAAUUACAUAUCCCAUAAUACAAAUCUGUGUUUGCAAAGAAUCAUGGGAGAUGUAGUUUAGCAGUUGCUGAACAUCAGAUGCUGUUGAUAUCAACUGACCAUUCUUGUAUUAACUGCGUGUAAAUGAGUUGAGCGGUCAAAUCUACAUGUCUGUUCAAUUCAAAUGGUAAAUCUUUUUCUUCUGUUAUUUAUUUUUUUAUUUAUGUGUCCAGGACUAUGGCAUUUAACCCAUCCAAGACUACAUGCAUAUUAGAACUGUCACAAUCAAAAUGUUUUGCCUUACCCUUACAAAUUCCAGCAGCAAGGGAGGCUUUGAUUGGUUUUCCGAAGAACUUUAUGGAUAUACCAUUUUAAGUUAAGUUGUCUCUUAAUUUCUGACAAAAUCUCUUCUUAAAAAUGAACUUGUUUUGCAAAAAUCAGCUAAAUCAAUAACCGCAGACAAAAUAACCAAUACAUGAUUUAUCAUUAUAUAAAUAUGUAUAUUUGCUGUACCUGCUCAAUUGCUUCCAUUCCUGGGGGUUCUGUUGGUUGUUGCACUUUUGUAAAACCCACUUUUCAGUCCUCCUUGCUCUGUCUCCUUCUGCUCAACAAUUGGCCCUGCUUGAAGUUACUUCCACAAGCAGGGCAGUCCUACCCCAUGAUGCCUAAAUGCUGGCUUCAUGGUUAGGACAUCAAAGUCAGAACUCCAUUCCUUUAUUCCCGCUGCAAGCCCUUUUCACGCUUUGGUGGGGAUAUAGAUCUAGAUAGAUAGAUAGAAUGGAUUCUAUAUAUCUAUUCUAUAUAUAUAAAGAAUGGAUUGAUAUGUAGGAAGGGUCCAAACUUUAAAGAGCUUUAAACUAAAAUCUAUACAUUUACUGUAAUUUUGCCUGCACGAUGUAUAUAUGAAAUGUAAUGCUCCUUAAUUUAAAGGUAACUUGUGUGUACCAUGACAUGUACAUAUAAACAACAACAAAACUUUGGUCCCCUUUGAUAUAAAGAUGGUGCAAACACACCUUUUGAAGAUCUGUUUACAGCCUUGUGUAGAAUUUAACACCUCUGCUGUUCAUUUUAUUCUGCAUGAAUCCUUUGUUUUCCUUGUAAUUAGUGGUGUUUUUCCCUUUAAUGAGCCAAUAAACAUUAAAACUAACAGUCAGCUCUCAGCUAAUUAGACAGAGAGGCAGACUGGCUCACAUGUUCUGUGUGGCUCUGGCUGGAUCAACCAAAGUGCACUCAUUCAGACUGUCAGUUAUAUGCUUGCACAGAUCAACGCUUAUUCACAGCUUGCCUUGGCAAAUAGCAAACCUUGUCAGCCUAGACGCUUGGGAGUUACACUUCCUAUUACUGUUAUCCAUCAUCACUGAUCUAGGAUGUGAACAAGCAACAGUACAGGUUAUUUUAUGAGUGUGCAAAAGGAGCACUUUAAAAUCCUGGUGCUAUUCUAAAAUAUCAAGUUUGCUUUAAAAAAGUGGAGAUACCUUCGCUAAGUACCUUGAUACUGAGAAAAUACUGGGUUAUUCACUAAACUGUGAAAUGUCAUAAAUUCAAAUUGAUUUCCAUUGCCAAAAUAUUCUAACCGAAAACAUAUUAGGACAAUUUUUCCAGUUUAACUAUUCUUAAAAUUAGAAAUUCAGUAUGAAUUUAUUUUAAAUUCACCAUAUGUAUUUUUAUGAAUAACCAUGAUUGGAAUGACGAUUGCCUUUUUCACCCUUUAGGUAAUCUUAAAAUGCAAAAACGGUAUUUGAUAAUGAUAGUGGACAGAUAUGUGGAGAACUUGGGAUUAGACUGCGGAGUAGUUUUUAAAAAGUUUAUCAAUUUCUAGGGUUUCCAUUACUAGCCAGUGCACUGCCAAACACCUGAUUCAUGGAUUCCCAGGUGGGGUUGGGGGGGGAGGGAGCAAGAAACUGAUGAAAUCGUGCACAGUCACAUCUACCUCAAUUACAAUGCAAUACAGGAUAUUAUAGGAUCACAUUAUGUGAAUUCUGUAAUGCCUGGGUAAUUUUAUGCUUUUAUUAUUUUCUAACAAAACUAAAAAAAAAACCGAUGAAAACAUUGAAGGAGAGCAGAAUUGGUAGUUCCCUCUAACCAAUUGUAACAACUGCAUGUUUUAUGUUUCUGUUCUCGAAAAAAGCAAAAAUAAAAAUUUUAACGGUG